Molecule: messenger RNA, 2030 nt
Organism: Apus apus (common swift)
Lineage: Eukaryota; Metazoa; Chordata; Aves; Apodiformes; Apodidae
Product: oxidative stress-responsive serine-rich protein 1-like
Exons: 4
Coding region: 21-1091 (356 amino acids)
Biological process (GO): cellular response to hydrogen peroxide
Source: RefSeq, a predicted model, not a curated record
GAGGCGCGGCGGGCGCGCGCAUGCGCGGCGGGGGCGUCACUUCCUGUUGUGCUGCGCUCCCCCUCGCACCCCUGAGAGCCCGGCGGGCAGGGAGGGCAGCGGCAGAGAAACGAGCCUCUGCUGCGCUCCCCGCGCCGGCCGGGAGCGAGGUCGGAGCCCCUGACGUCUGCCUGGCAGCUGGUGCUGCGGGGCACAGCUGGAAUCACGCUGAGAGCCCCCCCAUGGACGUGGAGGCUAAAGAUGAAGAGGAAGAGAGUCUGCAAACAGCUUUCAAAAAGCUGAGGGUGGAUGCAGCAGGAUGCACGGGAGCUCUGCCCGGGGGUGAUGGGACCCUGCUGAGGACAUCAGUGAGAGCAGCUGGAGAGGGGGCCAAGCCACAGCCUGGCAGCUCCAAGGACACAUGGCAUGGGUGUGUGAGAAAGCCUUCCCGAGGGUCAGCAAGAGUCCCGCGGCGCAGACGCUCCAAGUCUCCUGUCCUGCAUCCUCCCAAGUUUACAUACUGCAACGUGAAAGCCACCAGCCAGCUGAAACACAGCCCCCAGGCAGACCCAGCCCAGGGCAGUAUCAGUUCAGACGUUUUUGUUGCAGCAGAAGAUGGUACGAAGGACGGGCACGAUUCUCACCUGGAGGCCAGUGAGGACAGGACUGAACCUUCGGAAGCUUUCACCGCCGAAGAGCCUUUGGAGAAGUCAAGAGAGAAUUUCCCUGCUCUCUCCUCAUCCUUUGAAACCAGCUUGCAUUGUAGCCAAACCUCUGAUUUCCAGUCCUUAUCCAUGCUUAGCAAUGGGAAGCAGUGCCCUUGUACGGACAGGAAAUGCCAGUGCAAACAGUGGAGAACCAUGGAAGUGUACUCGUUCUCCGGCUUGCGGAGCGUCCUGUCGGAAUGUGAGAAGGCAGUCCUGGGAGCCCAUGCCCAGUCUCUUCACAGAUCCCCCUGUGGGGCAGUGCCAGCAGGUUCUCCUAGAUCUUGUUCUGAGCAAGCUCGAGCCUUUGUAGAUGACGUGACUAUUGAAGAUCUGUCUGGAUACAUGGAAUACUACUUAUAUAUUCCCAAGAAAAUGUCUCACAUGGCAGAAAUGAUGUAUACCUGACUGGAAGCAAUAGAGAAUCCCAAAUCAGAGUUUGUGAUAAUGGUUGGGUUAAAUGCCUUGUCAGUGCCAUGUUUUCACUGUUGUGUGUUUGAUCAAAUGUUCUUUGCCUCAUACAGUUUAGUUUUCUAAUAAAAUGAAAAAUGGAGUAUAGUUUGAGCUUAGUUCUAAAGAAUGCACUAAAGUCUCUGAAUACCUUAACAAAAGCACUGUAGAUCAAAUGAACUCCCUUUGUUUCUCAGUUUGUUCUGUGGAUACUCAAGCUCUGUAUGCUGUUUUCAGUAUUUCCUUGGACAAAAAAAAAAAAAAGCCUUUUAGGUUUUGUUCUGAAUUUUUGCAGUGUUUGGAAGGUUCAUUCUUAAUGUGUCCCUGCACUUAAGAGAAAUGUUUCAUAGCUGCAGUUCUAUCCUCAUCUUGCUCUAGAGAGAAGAAUGAGAAGUAUUCAGUAUUUUGGAUAGGAUGGAUUUCUGUUCCUUGAACACUAGCUGGCUCCUUUUUAGUUGGAUCAACUGGCAAACUCUUCCUCCUCACAGAUUUGUUGGGAGGUGCAGAAUGUGCAGGGUGUGGGCUUGAACCCUUCCAUAAUCUUGACUAGCUCACUCUAAAGCAGUUCUAUUUUUCUGCAGAUAAGUGAAGCUCUUAGAAGCAAAAAAAUAUAUUUUGUUAUUUGUGCUUUACAGAGGGAAUAUUUUAGGAGGGAGUGAAGCAGGCUAACCUUUUUUUUGGGCCGUGCUGUCUCAGAAGUGGAGAUGCUGGAGCCAUCUCUACAGAUGGUUUCUGGGGAUGUUUGAUACACAAAGCAGUGUGGAAAUGGGCUAAAAACAGGAGGUGUGUAUCAUAGAGGCUUUGUGGUGUAGAGCUGUAACAUUGCUUCUGGUUGGAAGUAUGGAAAUAAAAAAUGUUGUUGCUGAGACUUGCAUUAAUAAAUAUUUGUCAAAACAA